AUGGCACUGCCACCAAGCACCACCGUUCCGCUCAACACAGUGCGAACGUGGACGCGGGAUGGGUUCCUGAUAUCGACCGACACCUCACUGAUCCCCAUCGCAGCACUUACCGAAGCGUUCAAUUCGGAACAGAUGUACUGGGCGAAGGGGCUUUCAGAGCAUGCAAUGCGUGAGAUGCUGUCCCACUCGCUCUGCUUUGGCCUGUACUCGCCCACGCCUGCGCCUCCGUGCUCCCAAGAGCCGACCGAUGCUGGACCAACGAAAGGCGCCGACUCAGUGGCGGAUACACCGCACGAGAUUGCGGAGUAUGUCCGCGCUGAUGGCCAACCUGGUAGAACAUCAUCCACAGCCUCGCCGUCACCAUCAACCAAUCUCAUCGGCUUCGCGCGCUGUAUCACCGACCACGUGACGCUCGUGUACCUGACCGACGUAUUCGUCGCUUCGGAAUGGCAAGGCCAGGGUCUGGGCAAGUGGCUGGUGAGCUGUGUGCAGGAGGUGGUGGCCGACAUGCCGGAUCUGCGCCGUAGCUUGCUCCUCAGCAGCGCUGCCGGGGCAGCGAAGCGCUUCUACGGCCAAUUAAUGGGUAUGGAUGAGUUGGGUGGUAGCGCGGUCUGCUUGAGUGCGAAGGGGCCCGGUUGUACUUUUUAG
Molecule: messenger RNA, 648 nt
Organism: Exophiala aquamarina CBS 119918
Lineage: Eukaryota; Fungi; Ascomycota; Eurotiomycetes; Chaetothyriales; Herpotrichiellaceae
Exons: 1
Coding region: 1-648 (215 amino acids)
Molecular function (GO): acyltransferase activity, transferring groups other than amino-acyl groups
Source: RefSeq, a predicted model, not a curated record